AUGGAUAGUGUGCAGUCCAACCCCGCCCAGUCUCCCUCAGACGUCGUAGACCCGAUAGGCAAAAUUUUCCCACAGGCCGAUGAAUCCGCAAGGCACACUGAGGCGAGGAAAGCACAGCACACGCUCGGUAUGGAGGCCGUCGAAAGUAUAGAUAGCAUCUCGAAGAUACUGAAAGAGCAAGUCCUGUUCUAA
Penicillium atrosanguineum is the source of this 192-nucleotide messenger RNA. RefSeq lists its product as uncharacterized. The coding region runs from base 1 to 192 and encodes 63 amino acids. Lineage: Eukaryota; Fungi; Ascomycota; Eurotiomycetes; Eurotiales; Aspergillaceae. The record is from RefSeq and is a predicted model, not a curated record. The transcript has 2 exons.